GCCCUCACGACGCCGCCACCUCGGGAACAAGCCAUGGUGGUGGCGGCGGCGGCGGCGGCGGCGGCGUGGCUGCUCCUGUGGGCUGCGGCCUGCGCGCAGCGGGAGCAGGACUUCUACGAGUUCAAGGCGGUCAACAUCCGGGGCAAACUGGUGUCGCUGGAGAAGUACCGCGGCUCGGUAUCCCUGGUGGUGAAUGUGGCCAGUGAGUGCGGCUUCACAGACCAGCACUACCGAGCUCUGCAGCAGCUGCAGCGGGACCUGGGUCCCCACCACUUCAACGUGCUCGCCUUCCCCUGCAACCAGUUUGGCCAACAGGAGCCUGACAGCAACAAGGAGAUUGAGAGCUUUGCCCGCCGCACCUACAGUGUCUCAUUCCCCAUGUUUAGCAAGAUUGCAGUCACCGGUACUGGUGCCCAUCCUGCCUUCAAGUACCUGGCCCAGACUUCUGGGAAGGAGCCCACCUGGAACUUCUGGAAGUACCUUGUAGCCCCAGAUGGAAAGGUGGUAGGGGCUUGGGACCCAACUGUGUCAGUGGAGGAGGUCAGACCCCAGAUUACAGCGCUCGUUAGGAAGCUCAUCCUACGGAAGCGAGAAGACUUAUAACCACUGCGUCUCCUCCACCACCUCAUCCUGCCCACCUGUGUGGGGCUGACCAAUGCAAACUCAAAUGGUGCUUCAAAGGGAGAGACCCACUGGCUCUCCUUCCUUCACUCUUAUGCCACUGGUCCCAUCAUUCCUGUGGGGGAAAAAAUUCUAAUAUUUUGAUUAUUUGAAUCUUACAGCAACAAAUAGGAAUUCCUGGCCAAUGAGAGUUCUUGACCAGUGAAUCACCAGCUGAUAAGAACAUUUUGCCAACGAAAAUGUGUGGCAAAUAGAAGUAUAUCAAGCAAUAAUCUCCCACCCAAGGCCUCUGUAAACUGGGACCAAUUAUUACCUCAUAGGGCUGUUGUGAGGGUUAGGAUGAAAUACCUGUGAAAGUGCCUAGGCAAUGCCAGCCAAAUAGGAGGCAUUCAAUAAACAGUGUUUGCAUAUAAACCAAAAACUAACUUGUUAUCAAUAAAAACUUGCAUCCAACAUGAAUUUCCAGCCAAUGAUAAUCCAGGCCAAAGGUUUAGUGUUGUUAUUUCCUCUGCAUUAUUUUCUUCAUUACAAAAGAAAUGCAAGUUCUUUGUAAAAAUCCAAACAAUACCUCAUGAUAUAAAAUAAAAAUGAAAAUAUCCUCCUCA
Messenger RNA from Piliocolobus tephrosceles (Ugandan red Colobus), 1226 nucleotides. RefSeq names its product glutathione peroxidase 7 (gene GPX7). NCBI's taxonomy places the organism in Eukaryota, Metazoa, Chordata, Mammalia, Primates, Cercopithecidae. The record is from RefSeq and is a predicted model, not a curated record. Gene Ontology annotation, molecular function: glutathione peroxidase activity. The transcript is spliced from 3 exons. Gene Ontology annotation, biological process: response to oxidative stress. Bases 34 to 603 code for a protein of 189 amino acids.